AUGAAUAUUUUUGUAAGAAAGGUGAAAUACCAUAGACUAAAAAACGAAAGGCGUAAUUGUCAAACCGAAGUAAAAAAUCUGCGUAAUGAACUUGAACAUUCUCGAACAGAAAUAUAUAAUCUUCGAAAUGAAAUUGAAAAUUCUCAUACAGAAAUGUACAUUCUGCGAAAUGAACUUGAUAAUUCUCAACAAGAAAUAAAUGACCUUCGUAAGGAUACUGAUAAUCUACAUGAGAAUGCUCAAACAGAAAUAAAUCGCCGGAGAAAAGAAUUUGAACAGAUACAUGAAAAUUCACAAAGAGAAAUAAAUAAACUACGAAAUGAAAUAAUUCACUUACAUGCAAGUAACGAUGAAUUAAACAGCCAGCUUGAUGGAGCACUAGAAGAACUAUUUAUUAUCAAAAGAAAUGAUCUUGAGAAUUUAGAAAUACGAAGGAACACAAUCAGGAGGAAUCGAGUUGGUAAUAGUUUCAGAAUUAAUCGUGGAAAUAUAGAAAUAAUUGAUGAAUUAAAUUCAGAAAUACGAGGAAACACAGUCAGUAUGAAUGGAAGGGGCAAUAAUGAUCGUGGAAAUAUAGAAAUAAUUGAUGACUCAAAACAAAUUGCAUAG
Funneliformis geosporum is the source of this 609-nucleotide messenger RNA. The record is from the annotation of a GenBank genome assembly. Lineage: Eukaryota; Fungi; Glomeromycota; Glomeromycetes; Glomerales; Glomeraceae.